AUGCGUGUUAGUGAGCAACGCUAUGUACCAAAGAAAAAGGUUCGGGAGCCCUAUUCUAAGCAAGAAUUAGUCGGUAGAGGUGCUUACGGUUCUGUUUAUAAGGGUAUUAAUAACGACACAAACCAAGUUGUGGCCAUAAAGGUGCUAAAUUUAGAUACUGAAGAAGACGACGUUGGGGAUAUCAUAAAAGAAAUCAAUUUGCUUUCAUUACUUAAUAGUGAAUCGCAAAAUAUUACUAGAUAUUAUGGAAGUUUCCUUCAUGGUACAAAGCUAUGGAUUAUUAUGGAAUAUGCAGCUGGCGGAAGCAUCAGAACUUUGUUGAAAGCUGGAGCAAUAGAAGAAAAAUAUAUAUCUAUUAUUACGAGAGAGGUUUUACUAGCAAUAAGUUAUUUGCAUAAGUGUAAAAUUAUACAUCGGGAUAUAAAGGCGGCGAACAUUUUACUAACGGCCGAAGGAAAAGUGCAACUUUGCGAUUUUGGCGUCGCUGGACAGUUGACUGCCUCAAAUGCCAAACGUACAUCGUUUGUUGGUACUCCAUAUUGGAUGGCACCUGAAGUAAUCACCGAAG
This is a messenger RNA of Dentiscutata heterogama, 568 nucleotides long. NCBI's taxonomy places the organism in Eukaryota, Fungi, Glomeromycota, Glomeromycetes, Diversisporales, Gigasporaceae. The record is from the annotation of a GenBank genome assembly.